AGAGGUAUUAUUUAUCUUCUGAUAGAGCCACUUUUUAAACUUAGUGAAGAUGAUGGGGUCAAGAACAGUACUCCAAAGAAGAAUAUGAAAGAAGUUUCACAUCAGACGUUACAAAAGGUACAACUAGAAAGAAGAUUCAAAGCUAUUGAAGGAGAAUUAAAGAAACAGAAAGAAGUAAAUAAAGACUUAUUGAAGGAGAAAAACGAUUUGAAAGCAUCUUUAAAAGUGCAGAAGGAAGAUGCAGACACAAGAGAGAGAGAGCUGGAAACGCUACUUAAGAGCAUUUGUCAAAUAAAAAAGGACAAAGCAGAACUUCAGUUAGUGAUUGAUGAGCAGGAAAAAGAAGCUGCCUCUUUGAAGAGGCAAGAGGCAGAAGCUAACAGGUUGAGAAAUGAAAAUGAAGAUUUGCUGAGUCAAGUGCAGGAGCUGAAGUGUUUGCUGGAUGAAGCCAAAGCAGUGGCAACCUGUGGGCAAUGUAAUUGCAAGAUAACAGACACCAAGGUCAAAUUAAAAACAGCCAAGAAAAAGAGCUCUUUGGGACAUCAUGGAGCUUUCCUCAAACAGUCCAUCAAGGUUAUGAGUAAUGUAUUUGAGAACUUCAGUAAGGACGGCUGGGAGGAUGUGAGUGAAAGCAGUGAUGCUGAAAUACCAACUUCUGAAAGUCCUGAAACAGUGAUUAUGAAGACCGUGCAAAACAUUGAUCCACUUCCAGACAGAAGUAAACAACAGGGAAAAAAGCGUACACAAGAUAGUCAAAAGCCCUGCAACAUUGUUCAUUUAGAAGGCAAAAAACAGCAUUAUGAUAAAAAGGGCCAUUCACAGAAUAAAGACUUAGCAAAGUUACUUUCCAAGAGCAGGAAGAUCUUCUGUCUUGUAACAUCUUAUCCAUCAACGCUAAGCAAAGUAAACAGAACAAAAAGGAGAAAUAUCGUCCAGAAACCAGGCUACUCUGUUACUCUACUGCAGGAAAGAAUUAAGUCAUUGCAGCAGCAGAUAACUGUUUUACAGAAGGAAAAAAAGACAUCAGUGUCUUCCGAGAAAGGAUUUAAAGAAACCAAUGAAAAACUAACAACUCAACUACAUUUGGCUGAUCAGAGACUUCAAGCUAGUAAACUGACCAUAGAGGUGUUGACCUCCAACCUGGCCAAGUGUCAACAGGAGAAGGAAGAUUUACAAGGAAAAUUGAAGUUGAGAGAACAUCUGUCUCAAACUGCUGACAAGAGUGAAGCCACACCAGCUCCUUCAAAGAACAUUGAUUUAGAGAUGAAACAGCUGCAGUGUAAACUCAAGAAUUCGAAUAAUGAAAUCACCAGGCAAUCAACGACCAUUAAGUCACUAAAAAAUGAAGUCCAGGAAAAAGAAGAACGGAUUCGGGAACUACAAAUGAAGAUUUCUCGAUUGGAGAGGGACCUAAACAUGAAAAGACAUUUGAUGGAAGAGUUAAGGUCUCGUCUAAAAGCGAGUCAAGAAAAUGAAAAAACCUCUAAUGAAACGUUAGAAGGUCUUGAGAGAAAGGUAAAGGCAUUGGCUGAAGACUGUUCCAACAAAAAAACUUCCAUUGACUCACUGAAACAAAGACUUAAUGUAGCUACAAAAGACAAGUCUCAGUAUGAGCAGAUGUAUCACAAGGCUAAAGAUGAGUUGGAGAAAAAGGAUAUCAAGCUUACCAAUCUAGAGAGCAAAAUGAUUGAGACUGAACGUGCCAUGACUGAACUUGAGACUACUGCAUCUCAGCAACUACAUGGUUUGGCUAAACAGAGCGGGCAAGCUUUGGAAACUGUGCAGAAGAAGCUGCUACUCAGCAAUGACAAAGUAGAAGAGUUCGUGACAUUUGUGAAG
Molecule: messenger RNA, 1839 nt
Organism: Tauraco erythrolophus (red-crested turaco)
Lineage: Eukaryota; Metazoa; Chordata; Aves; Musophagiformes; Musophagidae
Source: RefSeq, a predicted model, not a curated record